Molecule: messenger RNA, 2758 nt
Organism: Juglans regia (Persian walnut)
Lineage: Eukaryota; Viridiplantae; Streptophyta; Magnoliopsida; Fagales; Juglandaceae
Product: exocyst complex component EXO70A1-like
Exons: 2
Coding region: 285-2141 (618 amino acids)
Biological process (GO): exocytosis
Cellular component (GO): exocyst
Molecular function (GO): phosphatidylinositol-4,5-bisphosphate binding
Source: RefSeq, a predicted model, not a curated record
AGAGAAAACAAAAAAUCAAAGCAACCAUACAUACUUGUCCAAGCUCCUCCUCUGGCCUUCGCCAACACCAGCAGCACCUCCAUUUCCUCCCCCGAGACAAAUUCUCUCUCUCUCUCUCUCUCUCCCUCUCUACGUAUAUAUAUCUCUUUCCCAAUAAUUCAUCAGUCCAAAUAUUUCCAGCGAAAGCAACCGCUUUUGCUAAAUUUAUAGACUGAAGUAAGAUAAUUAAAAGGAAAAAGAUUAUACUUCCUUCUCUUUCGAUUUUUUUUUUUUUAAUUUUUGGAAUGGAGCCGCCGCCGCCGCCGGAGGAUAGCAGAAUACCGUUGGAUUCGGCGGAGAAAAUAAUUCUACGGUGGGACUCCACGGCGUCAGAAGAAGCGAGAGAGAGAAUGAUCUUCGAGUCCGAUCGCCAGGAGGUCGAUCGUUACUUGCAGGCCAUCGAUGAAAUCCAACGGUCGUUAUCGUCGACCUCACUGUCCGGCGACGAUAGCCAAGGCAGCAACAAGGUCAACACCACCAUCCAGAUCGCCAUGGCUCGCCUGGAGGACGAGUUCCGCAACAUCCUCCUCGGCCACACCUCUCCCAUCGAAACCGACUCCUUCACCAGCACCACAGGCAUCGAUCCCAGCUCCUCCACCCUGUCCUUUUCUUCUAUAACUACCAGUCCUACUGAACUCGACGACCUCGUGGAUGACCAUUUUGGGGAAGAGGAUCUCGCGGACGCCAGCGGCAGAUCAAGCUACCGAUCAUCCUGUAGCAUCCGCGAGAUCGAUCUCGUACCGUCCGAUGCGAUCUUUGACCUCCGAAGCAUCGCGGAGCGGAUGAUCUCCGCCAACUACCUCCGCGAGUGCAUUCAAGUCUACGGCAGCGUCCGAAAAUCAGCAGUUGACGCAAGUUUUCGGAGGCUAGGGAUCGAAAAACUGAGUAUCGGCGAUAUACAGAGGUUAGAGUGGGAGCAACUGGAGACGAAGAUCCGACGGUGGAUACGAGCCGCAAAGGUCUGCGUCAGGGUUUUGUUUGCGAGUGAGAAAAGGCUCUGCGAGCAGAUUUUCGAAGGAGUGGGAACCGCCGUGGACGAUGCGUGUUUUAUGGAGACCGUUAAGGGCCCGGCGAUUCAGUUGUUUAAUUUUGCCGAGGCGAUCAGUAUAAGCCGGCGGUCCCCCGAGAAGUUGUUCAAAAUCCUCGACCUCCACGACGCGUUGAUGGAUUUGAUACCGGACAUCGACGUCGUGUUCGAAUCGAAAUCAUCCGAGUCUAUACGGAUUCAGGCAGCAGAGAUUUUAUCUCGGCUUGCGGAGGCUGCGAGGGGAAUCUUGUCGGAGUUCGAGAGCGCGGUACUGCGCGAGCCGUCGAAAGUUCCAGUACCGGGCGGUACGAUUCACCCACUGACGAGGUACGUGAUGAAUUAUAUAAGCUUGAUUUCGGAUUAUAAGCAGACUAUGAAUGAGCUUGUCGUGUCAAAACCUUCUACUGGGUCAAGGUAUUCGGGUGAUCCGACGACUCCGGAUAUGGAGUUUGCGGAGCUAGAGGGAAAGACCCCUUUGGCGCUUCAUUUGAUUUGGGUGAUUGUAAUUUUGCAAUUCAACUUGGAGGGCAAGUCGAAGCAUUACAAGGAUACUUCUUUAGCUCAUUUAUUUAUGAUGAACAACGUGCACUACAUUGUUCAGAAAGUGAAAGGGUCGACGGAGUUAAGAGAAAUGAUUGGCGACGACUAUCUGAAGAAGCUAAGCGGGAAGUUGAGGCAGGCCGCUACUAAUUAUCAGAGGGCGACUUGGGUGAGGGUAUUGUAUUGCUUGAGAGAUGAGGGGUUGCAUGUGAGUGGGAGUUUUUCGUCUGGGGUUUCCAAGACUGCUUUGAGAGAGAGGUUCAAGUCGUUCAAUGCCAUGUUUGAGGAGGUUCAUAGGACUCAAGCUGCGUGGUUGGUACCCGAUCCGCAGCUUAGGGAGGAGCUGCGGAUAUCUAUAUCUGAGAAGUUGAUCCCGGCUUAUAGGUCAUUCUUUGGGCGGUUCAAGAGCCAUAUAGAGAACGGAAAGCACCCCGAGAAUUACAUCAAGUAUUCAGUGGAAGAUUUGGAGACUGCUGUCCUGGAUUUCUUUGAGGGCUACCAGGUGUCCCAGCACCUGAGAAGGAGAUCUGGAUGAAGUUGAGUUUUGUGAGUUAGAAACUAGAACAGAAAUUCUUUUAAUUUUUCUGUGGAGUAUUUUGGGUGAUCUGGAUGUGAUGCUGAUCAAUCUGGGACUUCCUGAGCUCUCCGAUUCAUUUGAGUUUCAUCAUUCAAUGGUCUGUGGGUCGGAUGAGAUCAACUUCUACGGGAAGAUCAAGUGUCGCGCUCUGGAAAAUCCUAGUCUCGCAGCUUGAAUGCUUCUUACCCUGGUUAUAAUGUUUCCAGGGUUGAUUGAGUUAAUACCAAAAAUGGACUACUAGAUAAGCUUCCACAAUCUGAUAGAAAACUAAUGGAGAGUUGCUCAAGAUGUUUUUUGUAGCUAAAAACUGCGUACAUUAGUUCAAGUUUCGCAUAAAUCCAUGUAAUAUUCCUGGUAAUCCCAGCAACCAUAUAUUAUUUAUAGUUGUCUGCUUCCAAGCUGCAUCCUAGAAUUGAGGUGCUUGUGCCUUGUAAUACAUACUCUGUUUGGAAUUUCCAGAACCUCACGUGACGCGGUUAGGAAUUUCCUGGUUAAAAUGUGACGAGUUCUUUUGAGUUUUUCAACCUCAUGUAUUCUGAUUCGAAUAUUGAUGUUAAGUUCAGAACUUUUUCUUC